This is a messenger RNA of Mizuhopecten yessoensis (Yesso scallop), 786 nucleotides long. RefSeq names its product serine/threonine-protein kinase Nek5-like. The transcript has a single exon. The coding region runs from base 1 to 786 and encodes 261 amino acids. The record is from RefSeq and is a predicted model, not a curated record. Lineage: Eukaryota; Metazoa; Mollusca; Bivalvia; Pectinida; Pectinidae. Gene Ontology annotation, molecular function: ATP binding; protein kinase activity. Gene Ontology annotation, biological process: protein phosphorylation.
AUGCCACAUUUUGUCGAUCAGCGCCAUAUUGAUUACGACGUUGGUGAACGUAAUGGACUUCCGGUGCAUGUGGGUCACGGAUCGUUUGGAGACGUAUUCCGGAUCCGGUUUACCGAUGGACGGUGUUCGGACACGAAAAUAUGCAUAAAGGAAUUUACAGAGAAGUACGGAACCAAAACAGAUUCAAUCGAAGAGGCAAGGAAACUGCUAUAUCUGUCCGAUACAGGUUAUGUGCCGGUUUGUUUUGGACUUGUGGAAUUUAAAAACAAUGUUAGAAAUGAAAACAGUUUCGGGAUUAUUCAGGAAUUCAUCGGCGAAGGACAGACUCUUCAUAGAUUCCUCCGUCAAAGCAUUGACAAGGUAAGCAAAGCUGAUUGGAUCAGUAUAGCGUUUCAACUGGCGCAUGGACUAGACAAGUUUCACGACAAAUGCAUACUGGUCAACGAUAUCAAGGCGAACAAUAUUGUCAUGUACACAAGGAAACAAGGCUACAGACUCAAAUACAUAGACUUUGGCCUGGCCUCCUACCGCACUGGGCGCAAUUUUCAUCCCCCGUCAGAAAAGUUGGCGCGUUUGCGCCAUUUGGCACCGGAAGUUCGAAAAGGUUGUCGGACAAGCGAAGCGACUGACAUAUACAGUCUCGGGUGCUUAAUGCGCCAGAUUAACGUCUAUGGAAAUAUCAAAGACCUGUUGCUCAUCAGUCACAUGUGUACUCGUGAUGCGCCAAAAAUGAGGCUCUCGGCGCACGCUACCAAGCUUCUGAUUGAAAAUAUUGUAGACGAGUAG